CCGAAAACCAACCACUUGUGGGAGAGGGGAGGCGGGGAACCUGAGCGCGGAAGUGGGAGGGAGAGGAACCCGCCACAUGUAUUCAUUGGUGGCCUCUCAGUAUAGACCCCGCCCCCAGUCCUUGUCGCAGCCCCUUGGCGACCCACUUCCGGCAAAGAGCGGAAGAGGCGGGGUUAAUAUGGCGGCGCCUCUGAGGAUUCAGAGCGACUGGGCCCAAGCCCUCAGGAAGGAUGAAGGGGAAGCCUGGCUAAGUUGUCACCCCCCAGGUAAACCAACUUUGUAUGGCAGCCUAACUUGUCAAGGAAUUGGCCAGGAUGGCAUCCCAGAAGUUACAGCUUCAGAAGGAUUUAUUGUGAAUGAGAUAAACAAGAAAAGCAUUCAUAUUUCUUGUCCAAAGGAAAAUGCAUCCUCAAAGUUUUUGGCACCAUACACUACUUUUUCCAGAAUUCAUUCAAAGAGUAUAACAUGCCUGGACAUUUCCAGUGGAGGCGGUCUUGGUGUGUCUUCUAGUACUGAUGGGAGCAUGAAGAUCUGGCAGGCUUCUAAUGGCGAGCUCAGAAGAGUAUUGGAAGGACAUGUAUUUGAUGUGAAUUGUUGCAGGUUUUUCCCAUCAGGCCUUGUGGUUCUGAGUGGGGGAAUGGAUGCCCAGCUGAAGAUCUGGUCAGCUGAAGAUGCUAGCUGUGUGGUGACCUUCAAAGGUCACAAAGGAGGUAUUCUGGAUACAGCCAUUGUUGAUCGGGGGAGGAAUGUGGUGUCUGGUUCUCGAGAUGGGACAGCACGACUUUGGGAUUGUGGGCGCUCAGCCUGCCUGGGAGUCAUUGCAGACUGUGGUUCUUCUAUCAAUGGAGUGGCUGUGGGUGCUGCUGACAACUCCAUAAACCUCGGCUCGCCUGAGCACACGCCGAGUAAGUUGGUGAACGGGAGGUUGGAACAGAGUCGAAAAUGCUGCUGUUGGCACGGGAGGAUAAGAAACUUCAGUGCUUGGGACUGCAGAGCAGGCAGCCGGCAAGUGGUUCCUCUAAGACUUUGGAACUCUGGGGCAUGCUGGAUCACUCUGAUUUUUGGAAAGCGGUUUUGGAAACAUUUCUGCUUGCUCCCUGUGUUCAUCUUUUGAGAAAGCUGCAGGAGUAAAGGGCAAUAGAGUGUAACGAUUAAGAGCAUGGAAUUUGGAGAAAGGGCAGCAUUCACAUCGUAGCUCUUCUAUAAUGGUUGUGACAUUUAAUAGGUUACUUAACCAUUCUGAGCCUCAGUUUCCUCAUCACUAAAUUGGGCAUAGUAGUACUCACCUUGUAGGGUUGUAUGAUGAGGAUUAAAUGCUCUACUUCUUUGUGACCUUUGUUAAGUCACUUUCUCUCUGGGCUUCAGCAUACUGUGUAUAAAAUGAUGAGGUUAUAUAGAUUUCCUUCCAUAUCCAAGGUAAUGUGAAGAAAUUCUGAGUCAAGGACUCAUGCAUUCAGGACUCUUGAUCAACUAGUGACCAGAAUGUCUCUUAUGGAAGAAUUAUUUGAAUUUUUUUCCUUCAGCCUUUGAAAUUUUGCACUGGGCAUACUACUCUUCAUUAAGCCCAGGGUUCCCUGGGAUUUGAUUUUGCCCAUCAGCCUCACCCAGAUAACUUUAAUGAUAUGGGUUGGCUAUAGAUUUUAUAUUUUCAUUUCUUCUUGUUACUUUUGUUCUAGUGAUGUUUCCAUUUUCAGAAAUGACAUUCCAGGAACGUCACUCUUUCUGGUCGUAUCGCCUCUGCACUGCUUCCUUCUGAAGGGAAAUCACAGGUUUUGUUUGUUUGGCCAGAUUUGUUUUUUUCCUUUCUUUUUAGAACAUUUGAGGCAGAAAUGAUCAGAUUGAGCUAACAGUAGAGAACAACAACAACAACAACAUCUGAUAAUUCCUUUUUUCGGGAAGAAUUAUAAUUCUUUAAAUUGCCACUUUAUUUAAGCUUGUUUCUUUUCCUAUGUAGUCUCCCUUCAAAAGGUUGUCAGAAGUGACAUGAACAAAAUUUAAAUGUGUGAAUUGCAAGUAUUUCCCAAAUGGAGGGUUGUAAUGAGAAGCAGAAGAAAGAUGUUGGAGACUGAGGGUCGUGGGAGGCAGUGUGGAUCCUGGGAGGCAGUGUGUUGAGGGGCAGUAGUUUGAAAACUGCAUCUGGGUGUGGUUGUGCAUACAUUGUUUUAAAGUCCUCUGCGGGGCCUGGUUCCUCUUUGGUCCUUGCUGAGUACUUUGUUUAGAAACAGAGUAGUUAAAGGGAGAGGAAAGCAAAUGUCUCUAAAAAUAGGAAAUUUUUCCCUUUUUUGGUAUCUGCUUAUUUCUGAAAACAAUGUUUAAGCAGCAGUUUCGGCUCCUGCUUGUUCCCAGGUGUUCCUCUUUGUUGGCUCAGAUGCCUUCAACUGCUGCACUUUUCUCUCUGGCUUCUUGCUGUUGGCUGGGACACAGGAUGGAAACAUUUAUCAGCUGGACGUGAGGAG
This is a messenger RNA of Mustela erminea (ermine), 2456 nucleotides long. RefSeq names its product proteasomal ATPase associated factor 1 (gene PAAF1). The transcript has 8 exons. Lineage: Eukaryota; Metazoa; Chordata; Mammalia; Carnivora; Mustelidae. Bases 77 to 1114 code for a protein of 345 amino acids. Gene Ontology annotation, molecular function: protein binding. The record is from RefSeq and is a predicted model, not a curated record.